AUGGUAGCUGUUUCAUCAGGUAAACAAAAUCGUUCAAGAGCAUUAACACCUUCUUUCCUAACCGAUUCACUUCCAACGCUUCUUCCACCAAUAUUCGAACAAGUCCAACAUACGACUGCCAAUCAUCGUAAAAAUAUCGUCUCUCUCCAUAAAAUCCAAAAUCAAUGCUCUACCAUAACUGAGAACACUCCUAAAGGAAUCAAGCUACUCGGAGAAAGGGCUUUCAACAAUGGAUUCAUCGAAAUGGUCAAUCGAGUUUUACCAGUGAAGAAAGGUGUAAGCGUUGCAGAUAGAGUAGUGAAAUUUAUUGCUGGAUACGUUGCUUAUGGAACUGAACAAGAUGCGGCAAAUAGACCUGAGGGUGAAGAUGAAGAGGAUGUCGAAACGUUUUCAUCAAGAUUCGUAACCAAAUUACUCAAACAUCUCUUAGCUGGAAUGGAGGCGAAAGACAAGAAUGUCAGGUUCAGAGUCACUUUAUUGACCGUAUCUAUGAUCAACGGUUUGGGAGAAAUGGAUGAUGACCUUUAUGUUGUACUUCGAGAGUCACUUCUGGAUCGAUCGAGAGACAAAGAAGCCGCCGUGAGAGUACAAGCAGCCUUAGGAUUAGCUAAAUUACAAAGCGGUGAAGAUGAGGAUGAACUGGAAGAAGGACAAGAAUCAUUAGGCGAAGUUCUACUAGAUCUAUUAAGAUUUGAUCCUGCAGCGGAGGUUCGACGAGCUGCUUUGUAUAAUCUUCCUCGAACACCAACGACUCUGCCACAUAUCUUAGCUAGGACAAGGGAUGUUGACCCGAUUUUGAGACGAACGGUAUACGCAGGUUCUUUGUCAGCUUCUGCACUUCCUGAUGCUAGGGUACUGUCUAUCGCACAGAGAGAAGAGAUUGUUAGGAACGGUCUAGGCGAUAGAGAAGGGAACGUACGAAAGGCCGCUGCGGGAAUGUUGGGUGGAUGGGUAGAUUUGGUGGAAGGAGAAUUGAUCGAGUUCUUAUCUCGUUUCGACGUUGUUUCUAGUCAAGUUGCGGAAGAAGCCCUAAUCUCGGUAUUUGUUACAAGGCCUGAUUUACUGGAUACAAUUGAAUUUGAUGAGACAUUUUGGAAUUCGCUUACUCCCGAAAAGGCGUUUUUGGCUCGAGUGUUCGUUGAUCAUUGCAUCUCAAACAAGGACGAAGCUAGACUCGAGGAAGUACUGCCGGUCGUAAUCGCUCUCGCUUUCUGCAUUCAAGAUGAAUAUAACAAAUUGGUCGGAUCGACCGAUGAUGGUAAUGAAGAUGUCACAGAUCGAACGUUCAUCGUCGGGGAACUACUCAAACUCGCUGUCAAUCUCGAUUACGCAGAUGAGAUCGGUAGAAGGAAGAUGUUCCAGCUUGCUCGUGAAAUGAUAUCGCAAGCAAACUUACCGGAAUCAUUGAUUCCCAAAUGCCUCGAUGUCUUAUCUAAAAUUGCAAAUGGAGAAAGAGAUCUGAUAAGAGUGGUAGUUGAUGUGGUGACUGAGCUUCGAGAAGGUGGAGAAGCAGAUGACGAUGAGCCUCCAAUGGACAGUCAGAUGUCUUCAGUCAGUGAUCAAUCAAUGAUUCGACGUCGAUCCGUCGCGACUCAACGAAUCAAUUCCCAAGAUCCAGAAGAAAGGAUGAAAGCUGCCCUAAUAGAUCUCAGAUGUCUUUUGAUCUGCAUAAGUCUGUUGGAAAGGGUGAAUACGAAUCUACAAGAUAAUUCAGUCUUUCAUGGUUUGUUACCGGAUCUCAUCAUUCCUGCAGUAAGGAAUAAAGAAGAACCGGCUUUGAGGGAUCAAGGAUUAAUUUGUUUAGGUCUUUGUUGUAUGAUCGACGCUAAAAUGGCGGCAAAUUCGUUCGGGCUGUUUAUCCAACAAUUGACGACCGCAGAUGAUGAGUUGAAAGGUAGAGUUUGUCAAGUAGUCUUCGAUCUUUUGAUGGUACAUGAUAUCAAUGAUCUAGUAUCUAAGACAAUGGCGCCGGAUAAAGUUGUUGAAUUGGUCAGACAUGUACUCAGUCAAGAUUCACCUGAAGUUCAAGCUGUUGCUUGUGAGGGUGUUGCCAAAUUGAUGUUAGCCGGUAUGAUCUCGGAUGAGACGGUUUUGCAAUCGCUUGUAUUACUCUACUUCUCCCCGGAAACAGCGGACAACCAAUCACUUCGACAGUGCCUGACUUACUUCUUACCUGUAUACUGCUACUCUUCAGCUGGUAACCAAAGGCGAAUGCUUUCUAUCUUCUCCGAUACCUUCAGUCUUCUAUCUCAACUCUCGGAAGAAACUGAAGAUGAGGAAAUGCCUCCUCUCGCUCAAAUGGGGUUGAUGAUGGUUGAUUGGCUUGAUCCUCAAAAAACUGUCGAGAGGGAAGGUGCAACAAUAGAUACCACCGUUCAUCUCGAUUUGGCGGAGGCAAUGUUGAAAUCGAUUUUGAGCGAAACGUCUAAGGAAGUGCGUAAAGCAUCAGUAACCUUCCUAUCAAAAUUGAAUCUCCCAGAAGCGGAUGACAGUACUGUAGAUAGUUGGAGAUUGAGAUCACUGCUAGCACUAGUCAAUGCGAUACGGGCUAAGCGACCUUUCGGAGAUGCGUCUUCCAAGAAUUCUCUUGUCAGAUUCGAAGGAACCGUACUGAAGAAGUAUCCCGAACUAGAAAUAUUCAACGAAGACUCCUUCAGAGCUGAAGGGAGUGAAAAUGUAAAAGUGGAAGAAUUGUUUGGUUUCAUAGAUGAUGUUGAGGAGAAAGAUAUCGAUGCUCAAUCUGAAAUCGGAUCUAGACGAGGUAAAAGAGCAGGUUCAACCGCAUCUGCGCCCAGAAGAGGUGGCUCUAAAGCAAGAGAUUCAGUCACCCCUGCUCCUUCAGAUAUAGUGUCAGAUGAAGAAACUCCAAAGAAAUCGAGAUCAACAAGUAACGCCAGGAGUAAGAAAAGUAAGAUGCAACCUGUUGAUGAAGAGAGUGAGGAUGAGGAAGAAGAAGUAGAAGAAGAAGAUACGGAAGUUGAAAGUCUAUUAGAUGAAGCUGAAGAAGAAGACGAUGAUGAUGAAGAUGAAUUGGCACUUUAG
Kwoniella shivajii is the source of this 3042-nucleotide messenger RNA. RefSeq lists its product as uncharacterized. Lineage: Eukaryota; Fungi; Basidiomycota; Tremellomycetes; Tremellales; Cryptococcaceae. Gene Ontology annotation, biological process: mitotic chromosome condensation. The record is from RefSeq and is a predicted model, not a curated record. Gene Ontology annotation, cellular component: condensed chromosome; condensin complex. The coding region runs from base 1 to 3042 and encodes 1013 amino acids. The transcript is spliced from 15 exons.